UUUUCAUCGUUUUGUCUAUUAUAAGGAACCCUCUCCUCUCCUAGACAGAUAAAUUAGUCAAGCUUCCCAACAGUCAUAUACAUUACCUUAAGGAACGAUCCUAUGAGCCUACACUACCUACAUCUAAAUAGAUUGUCCUGAGUCCUCCAAACAGGUUAUGAGCCGGCAUAAGCGUCACCUCCGAGAUCGCCUGGAUUAGCGUGCAUGGAUGGGUCUUGAUCGAAGGAGAAGGGAGGGUGGGUGUAGAAACCCUGCCCAGCUUGCCACGGCAGUUCAUGGGAAAUCCCCUCCGCCGCUGCCAAUGCCUGGUAUUGCUCGAGCUGCGGCGUGGUGAAGUCGGCGGCGGCGAGACCGUCGACAGCACUCGGUUCACCCUCUGCAACAAAUGGUCGAUGGGUGCUAGCUGAAGCAACAACCGCUGCACGGGUCGAUGGUCUUUUUUUCGCCAGCUUCAUUAUUGUGUUUUGUUUUCGCAUUUUCGAUGAUUAUUGGAGCACCAGUCACAACUCCUCUGACCUAUUUUAUUUGGGUCAUAUUGGAUGAAUGUAGUAUCCUUUUUACGUCCCGAACCGUCACGGUCCUCUUGUUCUACCAUUCUUUGAGGAUUGGGUGGUGUCAAAAUCGUUGAUGGGCUACGAGAUGAAAGCUUCAGAGGUCUUAAAAAAAAGUUGGGAGGAAUCUUGCAAUAAUGAAGCUGGCGAAGAAGGACCAUCGACCCGUGCAGCGGUUGUUGCUUCAGCUAGCACCCAUCGACCAUUUGUUGCAGAGGGUGAACCGAGUGCUGUCGACGGUCCCGCCGCCGCCGACUUCACCACGCCGCAGCUCGAGCAAUACCAGGCAUUGUCCAUACUUGAUUUACCCCCUUAGGGUUAGACUUAAUCUUGAGAAAAUUCCACCGAAAUAUGGUGCAAUCGAUAGAGCCUUCGAAGGCGAGACGAAGAGAGUGACCAUCGAAUGGCAGCGGAUUCCAAAGCCUAAGCCCAGACCGAUAACAACUCAUUCUGGAUAAGGCAGAAAAUUGGGAGCAAUCCUCUGGAUGGCAUCCUUCGGACUCGAAAGCUGAUGCAGAUGACUUUUUUGUGGCAAAGAGAGAGGGGAACGCUGGAAGGGACACGGCGCGAGACACAGGACGGGGAGUCGCAGAUCUUAGAGGUUUUAGAGGUCUCAGAAAUGCCGGGAUUCAUAGCUUGUGGGAAGCCUGAGAAGUGAGAAUGAAAAGCAUAUGGGCACAGCCAGCGGGCAGCUGUUUGGUGCAAUGGCAUGGAGGAGCUGACCUUUUGAGACAGCUACUCUUCAGCAUGGAGUGAGGCUGAUGGAUUGAAAGACCCAGAGGGGUGGCCCGUAGUCUAAGUCGUAUCAUGGGAAGCCAUUACUGGAGCAAAGCUCGGUCGGCUGUUAGUCACCCCGCAAGGUGCAAGGUUGCUAGGCUCUUGGACGUAGCAAAGCGUUGUUAUACUGGAGCUUGG
Cladophialophora immunda is the source of this 1466-nucleotide messenger RNA. RefSeq lists its product as uncharacterized. The record is from RefSeq and is a predicted model, not a curated record. NCBI's taxonomy places the organism in Eukaryota, Fungi, Ascomycota, Eurotiomycetes, Chaetothyriales, Herpotrichiellaceae. The transcript is spliced from 2 exons. Bases 689 to 1009 code for a protein of 106 amino acids.